UAGAAAAAUCUUGAUCCACACUUCGUACAUUCCUUUAGAUUUCUCUUGAUUUCCAGCCGCAGUGAAUCAUCCGUACGCAAUGUCUCGGAUGCUUCUCUGGUCCCUAGCCCUUGCCGGUGCAGUGGCCGAAGAGUGCAACUCAAUGCUGCAGACUGAUCUUCGAAGCGCCAGUGGUAUGAUGAGUCGCCUUGACUUCAAGCAUGCACUGGAGGAAGGGGGUAGCACAGCCAUUCCUUGCAUCAUCCACCAAACGGCCAAGACGCAUACCCUCAAGGAGCAAGAAGCGAAGUGGGCACAAAUUUGGAAAGACAUGAAUCCCAAGUGUGAGUACAAACUUUGGAAUGACACUGAGAUUGCCGAGCUGGCGCAGAAGGCAUCUCCCAAGAUCAUUUGGCCCAUUUGGGAAGGUUUGCAACCCGUUCAGCGCGCCGAUGUCUUCCGCUAUCUCGUCCUGUGGUACCAGGGUGGCUACUAUGCUGAUGUGGAUGUCGCAUGUAAAAAGCCAGUCGAUCAGUACAAACUUCCAGAGGCAACCAACAUGAUAGUUGGCUAUGAAUUCGGUCAUCGCUUUCCUGAAUGGCAGCGAGCUCAGAUCAAGUUUGCCCGCACCGAGCAGUUUCAGCAAUGGUUCAUCGCAUCGGCUCCAGGCAACCCGGUGCUCCUUCGCUGUUUGGAGCUGAUCCGGCAACGCUACACCUGGAAGGUCGAGAGCACGUUGGAGUUGACGGGCCCCGGCGUCUUCAGCGACGCGGUCCACGAGUUUUUGGAAAUGAAGAGUCCUCACGCUGUGGAGAACGAAGUCAAGGUCCGACGUCAUCCCCCCGAUGUGCACUUCUUGUCCUACCCCAGCGAAAAUCUCUUUGGCUACGGUCAGUGGAAGAUGUGGGUCUUCGCGGCCGGCCGCGUGAACGCGGCACCAAUGAUCGCGGCGGACGAUCCCACGGAGGGUGUAGAGAACAUGGUGGAGCACCAUUUUGAAGGUUCCUGGAAGAAAGACCAGGAUAUGGAAGAUUCGCAGAAGAAACGCCAAGCGCUCGCGCAAGCAACAAAGGCGACAUAGGAUGAUCCUUGCCUGUGCUGAGCGGACUUUAAAUCCCGCUCCAAGUCAGCCGACAGCUUGGUGAUAGCAUUUUCCUGAGCCAUUGCUGGGUUCUGAAUCUAUUUCCUCUAUGUGAAGAUCAUCUGAAGUGCGGGAGUUACUACGAAACAACAUGCUCCUGUCCCGUCCUUGUCCUUGAUAUCACUCAAAGUUGUGAUGUCC
This is a messenger RNA of Cladocopium goreaui, 1261 nucleotides long. Lineage: Eukaryota; Dinophyceae; Suessiales; Symbiodiniaceae. The record is from the annotation of a GenBank genome assembly.